CUCCCGGCGACCAGAGCCCGAGAGAGAGACCCUGGCGGCGGCGGCGCCUGACACUCGGCGCCUCCUGCCGUGCUCCGGGGCGGCAUGUCCGAGGCUGGCGGGGCCGGGCCGGGCGGCGGCGGGGCGGGGGCCGGGGCGGGGGCUGGGCUCGGGGCGCUACCCCCGCCGCCCCCCGCGCCGCCGCCUGCGCCCCCAGGCUCCCCUUGCGCCGCCGCCGCCGGGGGCUCGGGUGCCUGCGGACCGGCGACGGCGGUGGCGGCGGCGGGCACAGCCGAGGGACCGGGAGGCGGCGGCUCGGCCCGGAUCGCGGUGAAGAAGGCGCAACUGCGCUCCGCUCCGCGGGCCAAGAAACUGGAGAAACUCGGAGUGUACUCCGCCUGCAAGGCUGAGGAAUCUUGUAAAUGUAAUGGCUGGAAGAACCCCAACCCUUCUCCCACUCCACCCAGAGCCGAUCUGCAGCAAAUAAUCGUCAGUCUGACCGAAUCCUGCCGCAGUUGUAGCCAUGCCCUAGCUGCUCAUGUUUCCCACCUGGAGAAUGUGUCAGAGGAAGAAAUGAACAGACUCCUGGGGAUAGUGUUGGAUGUGGAAUAUCUCUUUACCUGUGUCCACAAGGAGGAAGAUGCAGACACCAAACAAGUUUACUUCUAUCUGUUCAAGCUCUUGAGAAAGUCUAUUUUACAAAGAGGAAAACCUGUGGUCGAGGGCUCUUUGGAGAAGAAACCCCCAUUUGAAAAACCUAGUAUCGAACAGGGUGUGAAUAACUUUGUACAGUACAAAUUUAGUCACCUGCCACCCAAAGAAAGGCAAACAAUAGUUGAGUUGGCAAAAAUGUUCCUAAAUCGCAUCAACUAUUGGCACCUGGAGGCACCCUCUCAACGAAGAUUGCGAUCUCCCAAUGAUGACAUUUCUGGAUACAAAGAGAACUAUACAAGGUGGCUGUGUUACUGCAACGUGCCGCAGUUCUGUGACAGUCUGCCUCGAUACGAGACCGCCCAGGUGUUCGGGAGAACCCUGCUCCGCUCCGUCUUCACCGUUAUGAGGCGACAGCUCCUGGAACAGGCGAGGCAGGAGAAAGACAAACUGCCACUUGAGAAACGGACUCUAAUUCUCACCCAUUUCCCCAAGUUUCUGUCCAUGUUAGAAGAAGAAGUUUAUAGUCAAAACUCUCCCAUUUGGGAUCAGGAUUUUCUCUCAGCUUCUUCCAGAACCAGCCAGUUAGGAAUCCAAACAGUUAUCAGUCCACCUCCUGUGGCUGGGACAAUUUCAUACAAUCCGCACUCAUCUUCCCAUGAACAGCAGAAUGGAGGGAGCACCAGUCCUUCCUGCAAAGGUACUUCCGGGCUUGAGGCAAACCCAGGAGAAAAGAGGAAAAUGAACGACUCUCAUGUUUUGGAGGAGGCCAAGAAACCCCGAGUGAUGGGCGACAUUCCACUGGAAUUAAUCCACGAGGUCAUGUCCACCAUCACGGAUCCUGCAGCCAUGCUCGGGCCAGAGACCAAUUUUCUGUCAGCACAUUCAGCCCGGGACGAGGCGGCAAGGCUGGAGGAGCGCAGGGGUGUGAUUGAAUUUCAUGUGGUGGGCAAUUCCCUGAACCAGAAGCCCAACAAGAAGAUUCUGAUGUGGCUGGUGGGUCUGCAGAACGUGUUCUCCCAUCAGCUGCCCCGGAUGCCAAAGGAGUACAUCACACGGCUGGUCUUUGACCCGAAACACAAAACCCUCGCUUUGAUUAAAGAUGGACGUGUUAUUGGUGGCAUCUGUUUCCGCAUGUUCCCUUCCCAAGGAUUCACAGAGAUUGUUUUCUGUGCUGUAACCUCAAAUGAGCAAGUCAAGGGCUAUGGAACACAUCUGAUGAACCAUUUGAAAGAAUAUCACAUAAAACAUGACAUCCUGAACUUCCUCACAUAUGCAGAUGAAUAUGCAAUUGGAUAUUUCAAGAAGCAGGGUUUCUCCAAAGAAAUUAAAAUCCCCAAAACCAAAUAUGUUGGCUACAUCAAGGAUUAUGAAGGAGCCACUUUAAUGGGAUGUGAGCUAAAUCCACGGAUCCCGUACACAGAAUUUUCUGUCAUCAUUAAGAAGCAGAAGGAGAUCAUUAAAAAGCUGAUAGAAAGGAAACAAGCCCAGAUUCGGAAAGUCUACCCUGGACUUGCCUGUUUUAAAGAUGGAGUUCGGCAGAUUCCGAUAGAAAGCAUUCCUGGAAUUCGAGAGACAGGCUGGAAACCAAGUGGAAAAGAGAAAAGUAAAGAGCCCAAAGACCCUGACCAGCUUUACAGCACACUCAAGAGCAUCCUACAGCAGGUGAAGAGCCAUCAAAGCGCUUGGCCCUUCAUGGAACCCGUGAAGAGAACAGAAGCUCCGGGAUAUUAUGAAGUUAUAAGGUUCCCCAUGGAUCUGAAAACCAUGAGUGAACGCCUCAAGAAUAGGUACUACGUGUCUAAGAAAUUAUUCAUGGCAGACUUACAGCGAGUCUUUACCAAUUGCAAAGAGUACAACCCCCCUGAGAGUGAAUACUACAAAUGUGCCAAUAUCCUGGAGAAAUUCUUCUUCAGUAAAAUUAAGGAAGCUGGAUUAAUUGACAAGUGAUAUUUCUUUCUUCUGCUUUUUUAGAAACUCAUCAAGCAGUGUGCCUAAAGCAUGGUUUAGUUUUACAAAGAAUUGGACAUAAUGUAUUGAAGAUACUUGUAAAAGUAAUAAUUAGCACUUUUUAAAAAACAAACAAAAAACCUCCUCUUAGCUUUUCAGAUCCGUAUUUAAAUUGAAGUCAUAGAACCUUUUUAUUUUAUGGACUAGAUUUUGAUCUAUUUACUACUAUUACUGUAAAUUUUCUAUGGCAUGUCCAUUAGCUGAAUAUUCAAUAAUAGAUGAUCAGGGGUUUCCUCAAAAUUUAUAUAUGAGGAAAUUGCACAUAGUACCAAGACUUGGGGGAAUCCAGAAAAUUUUUAGACCGUGAAUGUUUCCAUUUUUUUCUAAUGGAAUGUGAGAGUUUAUUUUUAUUUUAUUCUGAAGGACUUUAAAGGAAGGGAUUCAUGAUAAAAAGCCCGUAAAAGGUGAAAUAUGUGAUGUUUGAAGUCUCUUGGUAGACUUUUUAUAUAUAUUUUUAAAAAACACUCAUCUAGAUGAGGUGCUUUGAGCAGUUCUGAAAAAUGCAGUUCCAGAAAAGCAACUGCUUUGAUUCCUAAGGAAGAAAUUCUAAAUAAUGCAAACUUUUUUUUAUAAGCAUCUGGGUUUUUGAUAAUUCUGUCUAUCUACAACAAACUGGUGAGUGCAUAACCACUAUUUUAAUAAUUAUUUUCUCUACACAAAUGUGUAAUAUUAUAUUUGACUUUGCUUAUGCAGGCCAUAAGUUCCAAAAAAGCAAUUUCCCCUGGCCACAAAGACAUACAUUUGAAAACACUUGUGAUUGAAUCAACAUGCUUUAAUAGGAAAAGAUGUAUAAUCUAUGUAUGUAUCAAGUUUAGUGCAUCCUUGUUCUAAUAAGGAUUUUUCCCCCCCUUUUCUACGAUGCACAUAACCCCCCUGAUAGGUAUUUAUGAACGUUUUCCUUUUGCACCUCCAGAUAGUAUUCAUUGUCUGAGGUGAAUUAAAUUACCACCAAGACUUGCUGUCAGUAUUUCAACACCUACUUCGGCAUAUAGACCCAGGGUAAUAUCCCACUAACAUAACCUUAUUAACCUGUCUUGGGAUUCCGGCUGAGUGCUUGGAUUUAUAUCCUUAUUAACACUACAUUGAAAAGUGGGACGUCUGCCAUCCCAACUCUGGGAGAACCAACUUAUAUAAGACAAAUGAAGGCCAUCUUAAUGGUCUCGACACUAAUUUUUAUGAUACAAAUUUAUAAACUGAUUUUUGUAAAGGACUAGGUUUUAAAAGUGUAUUUAACCUGAUGUUUUCUAUCAGCAUAAAUGAAUUAAAACGAUCAUUUAUUAGUCAUUAAACACAGUUGCCAGAGAUAAUCUGCAUGAAGGGAAAAACCCUGCCGAUGGCUAUGAAGUUGGAAGGUUUGUUUUGACUAUGUAAGAAGUAUUCAGAAUGCUCCCCCUGAGAAAUGCCUCAACUUUUUUAAGGAGAAGAAACCACCAUGAGUGGCAUUUAGAUUUCUAAUGAAGAAUGAUGAGACAGUUUGGAUUAAGUAUCUUGGACUGGUUUUAUACAGUGCUUUUGUACUGGAUCUGCCGAAGCAUCUGUCCAGCUUGGUAUCCUGUGAAAAGUUUGUUAUUUUCUGGGUAGACAUUCUUAUAGAGUAUUGUCUUUAAAAUAAGAUUGUCUCUUCUAUAUUGAAAGCAUUUUUAUGUUUUCUAAUUUAAAAAUUAAUAUUUUCUUAUAGAUAUUGUGCAAUAAAGCUGAAGUAGGAUGUGUGGUUUUGCAAAUGCUUUAACAGCAGAUAAAAUUUUACAUUUGUAAAAUUAAUAUAUUGUACUGGUACAAAAUAGUUUUAAAUUAUAUUUUAAAAAGCUCUCAAUCUGGUGGUGUGUUUUCUUCUUUUGGCAGCUUGCAUUUAACUGGGCAAAUGUACAGCCCAGUUGAUGGCCAACUACAUCCUUAAUUCUUAGGUCUUAAGUAUUUUGAGAAAGAUGUUUAGCAGUGUCACAUUUGUGGGAGGUUUCAUAAAAAUUCACAGCCCAGCAGGGAGAGAUUUUCAAGAGGAGAGAUACUUGCUGUGACUCUUGAGUGCUCCAUGCAUCUUGCCUAUUAUCACGCAUUAAACAAAGAAAAAAUCUAGCUAAAAAAAAAAGAGUGUUACUGAUUUUAGAAACAAAGUCUCCCUAGUUUUUUUUUUACUUUGCAUCUGUGGAGUAAGUGAAUGAGGAGCAAGACAUCUAAAAAUGCACCUGAUUUUUAGACCGCUCCUGCAUGAGCUGCUCAUGUUACUCCAAGUGCUAACUGUAGGAAAGAAUACUGUAUCCUCUUGGGGUAUGAUGAGACAGUUUGGAUUAAGUAUCUUGGACUUAAGCUCCCCUCUUCCUUUCUAAAUUCUGAACCAGCUAAGCAGUCUAAAGAAUAAGGCAUAUGAUAGCUGGAAUGUCAUUAUUGCUAAUAAAAUGUGUUUAGGAGAUUGUGACUAAGUAUCUGUGGAAAAUGAACUUCCUGAAUCAGAGCCCCAGGAUGUGACUGAGGUGCCAGCUGCCAGCAGCCCUGCACCACUGAGGACGUCGCCCUCCAAGGCCAGGGCCUUUACCCUUCAGCUAGUGCAUGGCCAAAGGCAGUGCUUCUCUCUGAAGGCAGGCUACCUCCCAAGAGGCACAGGUGAGGAAGGAACAGAGCAACCUAAGUCAUCAGUGCGGUAAGUGGGAGGGGUGCAGGGAGGGGGGCAGAGGGAAGUGGGGGCUGAUGCAUGGCCUUCUGUAGGAGAGUGAACACUGGAAUGGAGACUAAGUCUCCCACCCAACCCCAUAUAUCCAUGGGCAAAUAUCUGUAUUAAAAUUUUUAUUUUGACUAUUCAACACUAGUCAUGUUGAAUGAAAAGAAAAUGAUGAUUUGCAUGUUACCUGAAAGUAAAAUUUGUAACUGUGAAACCUAAGAAGUAGAAACAGGAUCAGACUGAGGUACUAUGGACAGGUAAAUGACAAGUCACCCCUUUAAGCUGAUAUUCUUCAGACCAACCCUCAGUGUUUAUUCAUCUAAGAGCUGUAUGAGACAGGGUUACUGGUAACAGUCCUUGGCCUUUUCCAUAUUGUUUUGAGCUGUUCUGUUCUGGCCCUUACCUAGCAUUCUCCUCUUAACAAAGUGAAAAAAACCAAAGAGAAGAGGGCAGCUACUCUGAAAUACCAAAGGUCAUAAUGGCUCUUACUUAAGAGGCAGUAAUUACGUUGACUUUUUUUUUCUUCAUCAUCUUGAAACAGAUGUUUAGAUUUAUUGACUAUGCAGACAUUUCAUCCUGGUAGAAAAAAAGAGGUGUGUGUGUGUGUAAAGGGUGGUGGUUGCAACUGAAAUCAGGGCCUCAAUUUGAGUCUUCAGGCUCUUGGUGGCUUUUACUUUCAGGCUCUUACUUUUUCCUUUGGGCCCAUCAGAGCUACUAAUCUUACUAAUAGAUGAAGACAGACAAGGCAAAAUAGUGUCAGUAAUGUCCCAGUUAGGUAGAGAUGAACAUAAAGAUGGGGAAAAAAAAAAAAAAAAACUGGAAGAAGGUUUU
Messenger RNA from Sus scrofa (pig), 6124 nucleotides. It is a transcript of the gene KAT2B, whose product is annotated as lysine acetyltransferase 2B. Gene Ontology annotation, molecular function: protein binding; histone H3 acetyltransferase activity. Lineage: Eukaryota; Metazoa; Chordata; Mammalia; Artiodactyla; Suidae. The record is from RefSeq and is a predicted model, not a curated record. Gene Ontology annotation, biological process: chromatin remodeling; positive regulation of transcription by RNA polymerase II. Gene Ontology annotation, cellular component: ATAC complex; nucleus.